AUGAGCCACUACCGCAGCUACUACGGCGGCCUGGGCUACUAUGGCGGCCUGGGCUACUAUGGCGGCCUGGGCUACUAUGGAGGCUUCCCUGGCCUGGGCUACAGCUAUGGCUGUGGCUGUGGCAGCUUCCCCAGGCUGGGCUGGGGCUCUGGCUAUGGAGGCUGUGGAUAUCGCUCUGGUUAUGGAUUUGGCUGGGGCCGUCCUUCCUGCUGUGGAUCUUUCCUUGAGCAGCAAACCCAACUCUACACUCUUGACAUCAUGAGCCACUACAGCAGCUAUUACAGAGGGCUGGGCUACUAUGGAGGCUUUGGUGGCCUGGGCUUUGGCUAUGGCUGUGGCUGGGGCAGCUUUCCCAGGCUGGGCUAUGGCUGUGGCUACAGAGGCUGUGGAUAUGGAUCUGGCUAUGGAAAUUGUGGGUAUGGCUUCUUCCGCCCUUCCUGCUAUGGAGGAUAUGGAUUCUCCAGCUUCUACUGA
Molecule: messenger RNA, 474 nt
Organism: Castor canadensis (American beaver)
Lineage: Eukaryota; Metazoa; Chordata; Mammalia; Rodentia; Castoridae
Product: keratin-associated protein 19-5-like
Source: RefSeq, a predicted model, not a curated record